AAGUGCGCGCAAGUCCGCCGGAUAUACGGAUAUAUCGAAGAACAUACUGCUUGGAAUGUCAAAAAGCGAGUGACGCUCAGCAAAUGUGAUUCGCAGCUCAUUAAAAUUCAGCAUGGAAGUUCUUACAAAUAUAUUUCGCUUAUGGUUGUUUUUGCUGCUGCUGCUGCUCGUCGCAAAAGUAUACGCCGCGUGGGCCACUCCAGUGCCAGCAGGAAAUGCAGCAUACGCGAAGACGGCUGACGAAAACCGCAGCGAGCCGAGCAAAACGAGCAACUACUUUCUGCAUGAGCCUUACGGUCCCAAUACCUACGCCUUUGGUUUUGAGGUGGAGGAUGCACAGACUAACAAUAUACAAUUUCGGGAUGAGAGACGUUUUCUGAACGGCAGCAUUGAGGGCAGCUAUGGCUAUGUGCGGCCCGAUGGACUCGUCCAGGUGACACGCUACAAAGCCGAUGAGGACAGCGGCUACUUGUCGCACUCCCAAAGCUAUGCACCGGGUGAUCAGCGUGUGGACUCCAUUUGGCCCACACAGCGUCCAGAUUUACUCAAGGCGCAGCAUGAAAUGCAGCCGGCUGUGAAUAUCAGCUGGGAUCCUAAUAGUCAUUUGAAUGUGAGCGUGGAUCAGGUGGAGCAUAAGGUGGCCCAACAGCUGAAGGAGCAGCAUGGCCUGGAUUUGAAUCACAUCAAUGUGGCGCAGGAUGUGCUGCAGCCAGCUGUGCUGGACAUAGUCAAUGGCAAGACGCCGCUCAAGACCCAAGCCAAUGGCAGUUUAGCCUUUGAAACGCUGCACAACUUUAUAGACAAGGAUUUGCCACUGGUGCCGUUCGAGUUGCCAGCCCAACAACUGCUAGCAACAACAACAACAAUAACCACAACAACGGCUACAACUUUGGCUCCAUUGGGCAACAGAACAACGCUUGGCACAUACAACAAAGCCAAGUCCAAUAACGAUGAGAAGGCACCGCAAGUGGCCAAAGUUGUGGUUAGCACCACAUUGCCACCGCCCAGGCCUUUGGUUAACGAUAAUUCCAAUGCUAGCAGCUGGUACCACAAAAUCAUUCAGGCGAAUCGUCGUGAAUUCCUAGAGCAUUUACCAAAUUUGCAUCAACUAAACGCUUAGCACACAGUUUUGUGGCACACAAAAAAAAACCAGAGGAGUACCAAAAUGUGGCUGCCCCACUGUAGCCGUUAGUUACUAAGCCACCAGCAUUGCCGACACGCCCCACAGCGACUAAUAAGCAUUAGCUUUAAUUUCUAUCACGCACGCCCGCCGCGCCUGGCCUCAACGUUAUCUCUGAAUUGUCUUCAGUUUAUGCAA
This is a messenger RNA of Drosophila montana, 1318 nucleotides long. RefSeq lists its product as uncharacterized. Gene Ontology annotation, cellular component: extracellular matrix. The transcript has 4 exons. Lineage: Eukaryota; Metazoa; Arthropoda; Insecta; Diptera; Drosophilidae. The coding region runs from base 113 to 1120 and encodes 335 amino acids. The record is from RefSeq and is a predicted model, not a curated record.